AUGUCGGAAGCAGCCAGAAGGCCAUUCAACAAGCGAGGAGGGAAAAGUAACAGAGAUCGAAAGCCUCAUAAUCGUCCUGUGAAAGCGUCGAAUUCAGAGUCAACGUCGUCGCUUUCUGACUGGAGACGUAAUGAAGUGGACUUAGAGACAGAAAAGGCACUAAAGAUGAAGAAAUCGACCGAUUCCGAGGAUACAUCGACAAACAUCUGCGUUGUCUGCGCCAACAGUAUCAAAAUAGCCGCUUUGUCUCCCUGUAAUCACGUGGUCUGCCAUAUUUGUGGCUUCAGACAAAGGGCUCUCUAUGAGAAGAAGCAGUGUUUGGUGUGUCGUACCGACGCAGAUCAAAUGAUCUUCACGGACGAUCCUCCCAAGUCACAUCACUACGAUGACGUUCCGCGAGAUUCCAUAGUAUCGUCCAAUCAGAAAUAUGCAGUGGAGUUUACAUCCUUUGAGGCUAAAAAUGGGACUCUGGGACUAUUAGAGUUCCGGUGUCCCGUGGCAAGUUGCAAGGGUAUCAGUUUUCCCAGCUUCAAAAAGCUCAACGAGCACGUUCGUGAACUACAUAACAAAGUUUACUGUCCUGUUUGUUCCAAAUUCAAGAAAGCAUUCAUUUGUGAGUUAAAGACAUACUCUACUCGUGAGCUUCAGAUGCAUCAGAUUAAGGGAACUAACGAUGAGGAAGGAUUCACCGGGCACCCUACAUGCAAGUUCUGUGGUGGCAAGAGGUUCUACUCGGAAGAUGAACUUUAUAUUCACAUGAGAGAACGCCAUGAGAGAUGUCACGUGUGUGAUCAAAUAGAUGCGUCUCACCCCAACUAUUUCCGGGACUACAAAGAUCUAUUCCAGCACUUUCAGGACGCUCAUUUCAUCUGUACUGUUCAGAGCUGCUUGGACAAGAAAUUCGUUGUUUUCAGAGACGAAUUCGAUCUUCAGGCCCAUAUGAUAAAGGAACAUAGUGAGAUCUAUGGUUCUGAUAGACUAAUACUGAGAGGUAAUGAAUUUGGAACCCGUUUGUCGACUUUAAGAGAUGAUGCUCCUCCGCAUCCACAGAGCUCUGGAGAUUCUCGUGAAGUCAAGAAGAUGCGAUUAGAAGAGAGGGCAAGACAUUAUCUUCAUUAUUCUCAGACAGAUUUCGCCAAGUUUCAAGAGGUUAAUAGAGAGUAUGACGAAGAGAGACUCACUGCAUUAGAGCUUUUAGAUAAUUAUAAGCAGAUAUUCGGGUCGAGAAAACCCAACGAAGAAGAAGAGAGCGUUGACUAUGGAACACUUAUAUAUGAGUUCAGUAGACUCUAUCCAUCAAACUCCCUUCAGAGGAAGCAACUCGAAGCUAUUAAUUCAAAUCGGAUGCGUCAAGAAAGGCUCGAGGAGAAGUUCCCCGAGCUUCCAGGAUUAAACUCGUCCUCUUCGUUCGUGGGGAACAACUGGGGAAGUCGAGGAAAGAUGCGUCAGGGCUCUCUACAGAUCAAUGAGACAUUUCCUUCACUUCCAGCUGCUCCUGCUAUGAGAUUUAGGAGUGAACUGAGAAUGGGACGCUCUUCUUCAUGGGCUCCGCCAGUUAAUGCAGCAACUAUUCCAGGUUACUUUCCUAGUAAGGCUUCUACGUCACGUUCUUCAUCGCAUUCCUCGUCACGUUCUUCAUCGGUCACAUCAUUGCCAGCUGCUAAAAAAUCACCGACACCAUCAGCAUCUUCGUCUUCCCAAUCGCUUUCUUCUCUGCUUGGAGGUAGUAGAACCUUUGUUCAUAUAGGAACAUCUAACACUGCUAGCACUUACAGAAUGGCAUCUGCACACCUUGACGAACGUAAGUUUCCCAAACUUCCUGAAAUCAAAGCACGGACCAGGAAACCCAUUACCCGUGUUAAACCUGUGAAUAAUAGUAUUGGACAGUGGGGAAGCCAUCAGAAUGAUGCAUUCGAGACUCGGUCACCAAGAGUGUCGUCGGAUAACAGUUCAAAGAAGGGGAAGAAGGGUAAAGUAGUAUUCCAUAUUGGAGUUGGAAACUAG
Molecule: messenger RNA, 2004 nt
Organism: Brettanomyces nanus
Lineage: Eukaryota; Fungi; Ascomycota; Pichiomycetes; Pichiales; Pichiaceae
Exons: 1
Coding region: 1-2004 (667 amino acids)
Biological process (GO): rescue of stalled cytosolic ribosome; protein ubiquitination
Molecular function (GO): ubiquitin protein ligase activity; ribosome binding
Source: RefSeq, a predicted model, not a curated record